AUGGAGAAAAGGAGCGGCGCCAGGGCAGCGAAGGAGAACGCCACGACGAAGAAGCCGAGGAUGCUCCGGAAAUCGCCCGUGGCCAUGAAGCAGCAGCGCCAAGAUGAAGGCCACGAGCCUAGGACCCUCAGCGUUACCCUGGACCGCGACGCCUUGGAGUGCCCGCUCUGCUUCUCCCCGUUCGAAGCAUCCAUCUUCCAGUGCAAGAACGGGCACGCCGCGUGCGAGGCCUGCUGCGCCCGCACCCACCGGGUGUGCCCGUCCUGCGCCGAGCCCAUCGGCGACAUCCGCUGCCGGCCGCUGGAGAACGCCAUCGCGGGCAUGCUCGUCCCCUGCGCGUUCGCCGAGCACGGCUGCACGUGGCGCCUCAGGUUCGCCGAGAAGCAGGUCCACGAGGCGCUCCUCUGCCAGCACGCCCCGUGCGCGUGCCCCGUCCCGGGGUGCGCCUACGCCGGCCUGGAGCUCGGCGACCACAUCCGGGACGCGCACGCCGCGGCGGGCGAUGGCGACGGCGACGGCAACGACGUCGUCAGCUUCGCCGGGUCCGCGGCGGUGACGCUGCGCCGCGGCACGCCUUUCCGGGUGCUCCUGCACGAGACGGACGCGCGCGUCUUCCUGCUGCUCAACGGCGGCGGCGUGCCCUCCGGGCGGUCGCUGUCCGUGGUCUGCGUCGGCCCCCGCCCCUGCGGGAACAAGUCGCUGGAGUACACGCUGCAGGUCGGCGGCGGCGGCGAGCCCGGCGCGCUCGCGCUGUCGGCGUCGGGACCCGUGCCGUGCACUUGCCGCUGGGCGGGGCACCACCCGACCGAGGCGUUCCUGUUCGUGCCGGACGCGUACUGGGGCUCCUCCGGCAGCGUCUCCGUCACCGUCCCUGUCAGGAAGGUGACCGCCGACAAGGUCUGAUUGCCCAAGCUGCCAAGACCAAAGGCAGCAUCAGCGUUGGUGUGUUUUGUUUCGGUAGCUCUGGUAUCUGGAGGCCUUGCAUGCAUCCCCGUAGGCAGUGAUCGCCGCAACGAAGUGGGAUGUAUGGAAUGCCUCCAGCUCGUUAGUUCCAUUUCCAUUUGGAAAGCUUCAACUUGAAAUCAAUGGCAUGACUGAAAAUUCGAUGCUCA
Messenger RNA from Panicum virgatum (switchgrass), 1112 nucleotides. RefSeq names its product putative E3 ubiquitin-protein ligase SINA-like 6. Gene Ontology annotation, cellular component: cytoplasm. The record is from RefSeq and is a predicted model, not a curated record. Gene Ontology annotation, molecular function: zinc ion binding; ubiquitin protein ligase activity. NCBI's taxonomy places the organism in Eukaryota, Viridiplantae, Streptophyta, Magnoliopsida, Poales, Poaceae. The coding region runs from base 1 to 903 and encodes 300 amino acids. The transcript has 2 exons.